Molecule: messenger RNA, 3062 nt
Organism: Rana temporaria (common frog)
Lineage: Eukaryota; Metazoa; Chordata; Amphibia; Anura; Ranidae
Product: gastrula zinc finger protein XlCGF57.1-like
Exons: 4
Coding region: 109-1998 (629 amino acids)
Biological process (GO): regulation of transcription by RNA polymerase II
Cellular component (GO): nucleus
Molecular function (GO): DNA-binding transcription activator activity, RNA polymerase II-specific; RNA polymerase II cis-regulatory region sequence-specific DNA binding
Source: RefSeq, a predicted model, not a curated record
GAAUAUCACACCAUCCCCCACCAUCAUCAGGAUGAAGAAUUGAAAGGCAUAAAAGUUGAAGUUAAAGUAGAAGAGGAAGGGACAUUGAUAAAGGGAGAUCAGCAGUCUAUGGAGGAGGGAGGUCCUCUGUAUUCCCGGGAUUCCACACAGGAAGAUAACACCAUCCCUCACCGUCAUGAGGGUGAAGAACUGAAAGACAUCAAAGUUAAGAUUAAAGAGGAAGAAGAAGAAACGUUGGUGAGUGGAGAUCAUCAGUCUGUGGACACAAGUCAUAGUGCAGAAGAUGAUGACAUCACAAAAUCUUCUCCAGGAGGAAAUCCCGUUACUCUAAAUAUACAUCCCAGACCUUCCCAAUUGGGGGGAUCAAUGGAUCCCUCUAAUCCUGAGGAAUCUUCUGAUGGACUACAAACUGUUACCCCAGAUAUAAAUCUAAGAUCUCAGAGUAUAGAGAGAUCAACAGAUCCAUCUAAUCCCAUGGAAACUUUGCUUAGCAAUGAAGGAGAGCAAUCGUUUUCAUUGUGUGGGAAAUCAUUCAAUGAAAACAGGGAACUUCUUCUACACGAGAAACCCCAUCCCUAUUCAUGCUCCGAGUGCGGGAAAGGUUUCAUUCAGAAAGGAGACCUCCUGAAACACCAGAGAUGUCACUUGGGUGAGCGUCCCUUUUCAUGUUCAGAGUGCGGCAAAUGCUUCAGUCGGAAAUGGCACUUUCUAACGCACCAGAGACGUCACACGGGUGAGCGUCCUUUCUCAUGUUCAGAGUGUGGGAAAUGUUUCAUUGAGAAGGGAAAACUUCUUAUACACCAGAGAAGUCACACGGGUGAGCGUCCUUUUGCAUGUUCAGAGUGCGGGAAAUGUUUCAUUGAGAAAGGAAAACUUCUAAUACACCAGAGAAGUCACACGGGUGAGCGUCCCUAUGCAUGUUCAGAGUGCGGUAAAUCUUUCAUUCAGAAAGGAGACCUUCUUAAACACCAGAGAUGUCACACGGGUGAGCGUCCCUACCCGUGUAUAGAGUGCGGGAAAUGUUUCACUGAGAAGAAAAUACUUCUUGUACACCAGAGAAGUCACACAGGAGAACGACCUUAUUUGUGUCCAGAGUGUGGGAAACGUUUCAAUCAGAAAGCAAACCUACGUAAGCACCAGAGAAUUCACACAGGUGAGCGUCCUUAUUCAUGUUCAGAGUGCGGGAAAUGUUUUCCUGAGAAAUCAGGACUUCUUAUACAUCAGAAAACUCACACAGGCGAACGUCCCUAUUCAUGUUUAAAGUGCGGGAAAUUCUUUGUUCUCAAAAAUGUACUUGUUAGACACCAAAAGAUUCACACAGGUGAAAGUCCUUAUUCAUGUUCAGAGUGCGGGAAAGGUUUUAUCCUAAGAAGUAGACUUGUUAGUCACCAGAGAACUCACACAGGUGAACGUCCUUAUUCAUGUACAGAGUGCGGAAAAUGUUUCAUUGAGAAACAAGGCCUCCUGAAACAUCAGAGAAUACACACUGGUGAACGUCCCUUUUCCUGUUCAGAGUGUGGGAAAAGUUUUACUCAGAAAAAAGUAUUUCUUACACACCAGAAAAGUCAUACAGGCGAGCGCCCCUACUCAUGUUCAGAGUGCGGGAAAUGUUUCAUUCAGAAAGGACACUUUCUUACACAUCAGAAAAGUCACACAGGCGAUCGUCUUUAUUCAUGUGCAGAGUGCGGAAAAUCUUUCAUACAGAAAGGAAACCUUGUUAAACACCAGAGAAUUCACACAGGUGAGCGUCCUUAUUCGUGCUCAGAGUGCGGGAAAUGUUUCCUUUGGAAAAGUUCACUUGUUACACAUCAAAGGAUUCACACGGGCGAUCGUCCCUUUUCUUGUUCAGAGUGCAGGAAAUCUUUCCUUCAAAAAGGAGACCUUGUCAACCACCAAAGAAGUCACACCGGUGAGCGUCCUUUUUCGUGUUCAGAGUGCGGGAAAAGUUUUGGCUACAAAAAAUCACUUGUUGCACACCAGAAAACUCACACGGGCUAAUAAAAUUUAUUGCUGCUUCAGACUGUUUUUUUGGGGGGCGGGGCAAAUUUUUUUUAUUCUAUUUUAUUUUAUCCAGUUCGGUUCCAGAGCAUUUUUUUUUUAAAUGUGAAAAUCUUUAUUUUUGGCAAUAAAAUUACUUGGACUCCCAGAACAUUACAUAUCUUCUGAAAGCAGAGGCCCUGUAGAAUAAAAAAGUGAUAGUUGCAAAUUUUUGUUUUAAGUUGUAUUUGCUCAACUGUGUAUUAAACGCAUAUUUUCCAGAAAAAAAUAUCAUAAAAUAAAUUUUAGUGCAAAACCACGCCAUAUAUAAUACCCGUUUUGGGUACCACUCAACGACCAUCCGCCAUUGUAAUACUUUGGCACUUUGACGUGGAGCUGCCAUAACCCCCGGUGUUGGAAGGCAAUGUGGUUUAAUAUCAUUGUUCUGGUAUUUCACUCCCUGGAGGAUACAGGCAGGUGGCCCCCAAGUUGGAAUGUAGCCAGUUAAGCCUACAACUGUGUAGAACCAAGGGGCCUUGCUCCUGUCCGGCUAGGACGAUAAGAUAAAAAUCAGUUAUUGCCACUUUGCAAGCAAGCUUUAAAGAGAGCAAUGGCUGCCAGGAUGAUUGAUUGCAAAGAUCAAAAGAUCAACAAGCAUCUGGGAGAUGAUACAUGGACAAUGCUGCCCCUAGAGGCCAAUACAGCAAGACGGACAGUAAUAUAAUCAAUUGAGAAGGACUACCUCUUGGCAAUAUCUUAUUGGACAGGAGGCAAGUGGGGGUGGUUACGAUUGGGUGUGAAUGUAUGGGUAAAAAGGGCACAGAGAGGAGAAAAAGCUCUUCUUCUUUUGGAUCCUGGCUCUGGCCCUCUUUUGCCAUCUUGAGCCCAGCCGUUGAGACUAUGUCUAGAGCAGGGGUGUCAAACUCAAUUUAAUUGUGGGCCGCAUCAGCAUUAUGAUUGUCCUCCAAAGGGCCGGUUGUAUCUGUACAAUUAGAUGUCCCGCGCAUCUCCUCCCCUUACAUUAGAUGUCAAGAGCCACCCCACCAUCAGAAGUUGAGUCCCCCACUCUCCCUUACAUCACAGUG